AUGGCAAGAAAGCUCGUGGAAGCCCAGCAGAACGCUCACAAUGCGGGGACGUCUGCAGUUGGCACCCGCAACGUUCAGUUGAUGCAUGCUUCCAUCGUUUUCCAGCUACUGUCUCGUCAUAUCCAGCGGGCUCUGCUGCUGGUUUCUGCAGUGCUCAGUUCACGCCAACCUGCUGCUGUUCAAACCCACGCCGUCGAGGUGAAGAUGGAGCAUGGUUUGACUCAAAUGCCAAGUCUGAGUAUUGUGGAUGAGAGUCCUGAAGUUGCCUCUGCUGUCGAGGCGAAAUUGACAUUCACGAAAGCUCAUCGUGCUAUAUUGUAUGCAGAGGCGAUAAUGCUCGUUCAACAUACUACGCCUUCACCUUCGCGAGACGCGAUCUACGUUAUCUACCGUUGUACAGUCGAUGGACCGGACACAUCGAUUUCUCAAGCCUCCCCGAAUGUCAAGGAGUGGUUUGCGUACAACGGGGGUACGGUAAACGGAGACCCGAAAGCGUAUCAAAAGCCCUUGUUCUUCGACAUUGCGCUCAACUACGUGCAACUGGAUAUGGACAGGCUACUGGAGCGUGCUGGGAAGAUGCCGGUCAAGCAAAACAAAGAGGAGGUACCUCAGCCUGUCAAAUCCAGACGGGAGGAAGUGGUCAGAGCAGAGACGCCUGAGCCUUCUGCGCAGACCCGGGCUGGACUGAGUGGACUGCUGGGAGGAUGGUGGGGACGGAAGUGA
Pisolithus orientalis is the source of this 723-nucleotide messenger RNA. RefSeq lists its product as uncharacterized. Gene Ontology annotation, molecular function: endoplasmic reticulum signal sequence receptor activity; 7S RNA binding; signal recognition particle binding. Gene Ontology annotation, cellular component: signal recognition particle, endoplasmic reticulum targeting. The record is from RefSeq and is a predicted model, not a curated record. Lineage: Eukaryota; Fungi; Basidiomycota; Agaricomycetes; Boletales; Pisolithaceae. Bases 1 to 723 code for a protein of 240 amino acids. The transcript has 4 exons. Gene Ontology annotation, biological process: SRP-dependent cotranslational protein targeting to membrane.